Molecule: messenger RNA, 2343 nt
Organism: Xenopus laevis (African clawed frog)
Lineage: Eukaryota; Metazoa; Chordata; Amphibia; Anura; Pipidae
Gene: hsd11b1l.2.L
Product: hydroxysteroid (11-beta) dehydrogenase 1-like, gene 2 L homeolog
Exons: 6
Coding region: 255-965 (236 amino acids)
Cellular component (GO): extracellular region
Molecular function (GO): cortisol dehydrogenase (NADP+) activity; oxidoreductase activity
Source: RefSeq, a predicted model, not a curated record
UGUAUUUAUUCUUACUCUCCUGAAUGGUUGAAUGGUUGAAUUCCCUGGAUAAAUAUGCAUACAUGGGUCUGAAAAUUCAAGUAUUGUCUAUGAAGAUAAGUGACAGCAUGAUGGCUAGCAAUAACUCCUAAAACCCUCUCUAAAUACUUGCUUGGUGCAAAUUCCUAGGAGCAGAAUCAGUUCGUGGGAAGCGUGUACUAAUAACAGGAUCCAGCACUGGCCUUGGAGAGCAGAUCGCUUAUGAAUUUGCUCGGAUGGGGGCACAUAUAAUGAUCACAGCUAGAAGACUUCAGCAGUUGCAAGAAGUGGCAAGCCAAUGUAUGAAGUUAGGAGCUGCCUCUGCACACUAUGUGGCCUCUGAUAUGGGAAACUUGGAAUCAGCACAGUCUGUGGCCCAAGAAGCAGUGGUCAAGCUUGGAGGCUUGGAUUACUUGGUUCUGAAUCACAUUGGUGGAUCUGGAGGAUUUGGAUUUUUCAAAGGUGACAUGGAUCCAGUUGUAGGAUCUACUACUGUGAACUUCCUUAGCUAUGUCCAGCUUACUUCUUCUGCACUGAGCGCCCUGCAGGAAUCACAAGGAAGCAUUGUUGUCAUAUCCUCAAUGAGUGGUCGCAUUGGGGCUCCUUUCACUACCAGCUAUUGUGCAUCCAAAUUUGCCCUGGAAGGGUUCUACAGCUCUCUCCGCAGAGAAUUUGCUCUUCAGAAUAGCAAAAUGUCUGUGACUGUGGCUGUUCUUGGAUACAUUGAUACAGAAAAUGCAGUAAAGAAGGUUGGAAAUAAAGUGUCCAUGACAGCUUCAUCAAAAGAAGACUGUGCACGUGAAGUGGUCACAGCAGCUGUCCUACAACAACCGGAAAUUUUUUAUCCUUACUGGGGCAUUAAGCCAUUCGUUUUACUGAGAGACUGGUUUCCGGGCUUGGUGGCAAAAAUACUUGAUAAAUGCUACAUCUUAGAAAACAUCCAAUGAAGAGUCACAAACCAAUCAGUAGGGAUGCACCAAAUCCACUAUUUUGGAUUCGGCCGAACCCCCGAAACCUUUGUGAAGGAUUCGGCCGAAUACCGAACCAAAUCCGAACCCUAAUUUGCAUAUGCAAGGAAGGGGAAAAAAAUGUACUUCCUUGUUUUGUGACAAAAAGUCACUUGAUUUCCCUCCCCACCCCUAAUUUGCAUCCCUACCAAUCAGUAAUUGUUCCUGUCUUUUUAAGCAGUAUUGUCCUAUCUGUUUGUAGAAUACUUUUCUAACAUUUUCUGUUUAGUACACUAUAAUUCCUAAAGAACACGUGUAGAUUUUAGGCUUAGUCUCCCCAGCAAGGAGUUAUGUGAAUAGCAUUAGAAUCCUUACUGACAUACUAUGUUGGCAGGGCACAGUGCAAUUGGAAUAUAUGAGACACACAAUUAUUAUUAAAAAAUAAUGUACAACUCUCCAGGUCUAAAUGAGCUUCAACUCCCAGCUUCCCCUGCCAGCUGAAGGGCAUAACAAUGACUCCAUGGGCAGCAGUUAUUAUUCCUGUAAUACAUUAAAUACUUGCUCAGUAGAUCACAUAUCUCAUAUAUCAGGCAAAUAAAAUAAAAGACAACCAUUAAAGUGUUUUGCAACUGAAACUUAACAUUUAUGUCUAUAGACAUAAAGCUGGAGCUGGUGACAGGCACUUCUCACCUUCAGAAGCAAACAUCUCAUAUGCCAUGGGCCUUAAUUUUUGGGGUUACUACCCAACCUCAUUGGAAUUGGGGUAACACACUCCCCCUUAGAGCAGGGGCCCCCAACCUUUUUUUGUACUCACGAGCCACAUUCAAAUGUAAAAGAAGAGUGCAAGUUGGCAUAGGAGGGAGCUGGGCCCCUCUGAAGAUUUUUUUGCAGGGGGGUCCGGCUCACUCUAGUUACACCACUGGAAAUAACAUUCCUUUAGCAGGUCAUGCAAAGUUGUGAAAUUGGUCUUCGAUUCCCUUCUUCACCCUCAGUAAGUGCACAAGCUUACAUGAAGUCAAACUGUUUAAGAAUAUGAAACCUACGACUCUCUUGAACUACAACAUUAAUCCUGAUUGGAAGCAAAACCAGCCUAUUGGGUUUACAUGAUUUUCUAGUAGACUUAAGGUAUGAAGAUCCGAAUUACAGAAAAGAUAUGUUAUACGGAAGACCCCAGGUCCAAAGCCUGUGUAACAGGUCCUACAGCUGUAUUAUUCUUCCUUUAAAACUCAUUGUAUAGUUGGAGGCCUGGUUUUAACCUGCUCAUGUAUGUGCAAGGCUGUUUAUUUGCUAUACAUGUCAAUAACAGCUAGAAAUAAAUGCAGUCAAUCACUGCAUUUAAAGUGAUUAUUCCUCAGCAAUAAAUAGAAUUUAUAUGACA